AUGUCUCACCGAAAGUACGAGGCCCCCCGCCAUGGUUCUUUGGCGUACCUGCCCCGGAAGCGGGCUGCCCGUCACCGCGGCAAGGUGAAGUCCUUCCCCAAGGAUGACCCGAAGAAGCCGGUCCACCUCACCGCCGCCAUGGGAUACAAGGCUGGCAUGACGACAAUCGUCCGCGACCUCGACCGCCCCGGCGCGAAGGCACACAAGAAGGAGGUUGUGGAGGCUGUGUCUAUCAUUGAUACCCCACCUAUGAUAGUUGUGGGUCUGGUUGGAUAUAUCGAGACUCCCCGUGGUCUGCGUUCCCUGACAACCGUCUGGGCAGAGCACUUGGGCGACGAGCUCAAGCGCCGCUUCUACAAGAACUGGUACAAGAGCAAGAAGAAGGCUUUCACCAAGUACGCCAAGAAGCACUCGGAGAACAGCGGCUCGUCCAUUGCCCGUGAGCUUGAGCGCAUUAAGAAGUACUGCACCGUCGUCCGCAUUCUGGCGCACACCCAGAUCCGCAAGACGCCUCUUAAGCAGAAGAAGGCCCAUCUUAUGGAGAUCCAGAUAAAUGGCGGUUCCAUUACCGACAAGGUUGAGUUCGGCCACGGCCUGUUCGAGAAGCCGGUGUCUAUCGAUACCAUCUUCGAGCAGGACGAGAUGAUCGACAUCAUCGCCGUCACCAAGGGUCACGGUUUCGAGGGUGUCACCGCUAGAUGGGGAACCAAGAAGCUGCCGCGCAAGACACACAAGGGUCUCCGCAAGGUCGCCUGUAUCGGUGCCUGGCAUCCGUCCCACGUCCAGUGGACUGUUGCCCGUGCUGGUCAGAGAGGUUAUCACCACCGUACGUCGGUUAACCACAAGGUUUACCGCAUCGGCAAGGGUGACGCCGACAACAACGCCUCGACCGAGAUUGAUGUCACCAAGAAGACGAUCACUCCUCUGGGUGGCUUUGUCCGUUAUGGUGAGAUCAACAACGACUUCGUGAUGGUCAAGGGCUCCAUCCCCGGAACCAAGAAGCGCAUCAUGACGCUCCGCAAGUCCAUGUUCAUCCACACGUCCCGCAAGGCCCUCGAGAAGGUCGAGCUCAAGUGGAUCGACACCUCGUCCGAGUUCGGACAUGGUGCUUUCCAGACACCGGCGGAGAAGAAGCAGUACCAGGGUACGCUCAAGAAGGACCUGGCCACCACCGCUUAA
Messenger RNA from Lasiosphaeria miniovina, 1179 nucleotides. Its product is annotated as ribosomal protein L3-domain-containing protein. Gene Ontology annotation, molecular function: structural constituent of ribosome; RNA binding. Gene Ontology annotation, biological process: translation. Gene Ontology annotation, cellular component: ribosome; cytosolic large ribosomal subunit. The coding region runs from base 1 to 1179 and encodes 392 amino acids. NCBI's taxonomy places the organism in Eukaryota, Fungi, Ascomycota, Sordariomycetes, Sordariales, Lasiosphaeriaceae. The transcript is spliced from 6 exons. The record is from RefSeq and is a predicted model, not a curated record.